AACUUUUAAACCAACAUGGACAAGAAGUUGUUGCAAACUCCAUCUGAACCAUACCGUGUGUUGAGGAAAGCAGGUAAAGAUAUAAGUGCAGUACCAGUGUCACAGUGUCAGCUCAUCCUCUGCUCAGGACUGAAGCUGGUUUCAGGAGAUCCCAACCGCAGAUUGGUUCCUGAUUGCAGUGUUUGUCUCUGGACGCCUUCACACACAAGAAUGUUUUCCUACCUGGUCUUUGCUGUGCUCUGUGCCAGCUGCAUGGCAAAACCUGCCUUGGUGCACUACUCCUACUCUCGUGCUGUUGGAGGUGGUUCAGGCACUUCCUUCUCCACCAACGGAGAGGGAAGGAUCACAGCUGUCAGGGUGUGGGAGAUUAGCAACGCAUACAUCACUGGUAUCCACCUGCGCUAUGACCAUAAUUCGUCAGCAACAGUUGGUCGCCGAUAUGGCACUGUGAAUGAGCUGAACCUAUUUGAUGAAGAGGUCAUUGUUCAGAUCUCUGGUAAAUACCACUCCAACUACAUCUAUCAGCUGAUCUUUGUGACCUCCAGGGGGCGCACUCUGAUCGUCGGCCAGCCAACACAGAGCUCCUUUAACUUCUACCCAGCCCACCCGGACGCAGAGCUCAGACUGCUGAGUGGCCGCUACAAUGGCAAUGGGAUUACAUCACUGGGAGCUCACUGGGGAGUGGUCUUCAUGGAUCAAAACAGCAACAGCACCAAAGGCGGCUCCGCAUGAAGAACCGAAAAAUUAGAUCAAUUAUCCAAUACUGCUUAAUAAUGCUAAACUAUGAAUGAUCAGCCUACCUAUUUGUAUUCUGUAUGCUACUUGAUUGUAUGAGUACCUCUGGAAAGUUAAUCUUUAAUCAAAAUCUUUUUGCACAUCUGCAGCAUUGAAGGAAACAAAGCAGUGAUUUACUGCACAAUCUGUAUUAUACUGAUACUGAUUAAUUCAACAUAUGUGCAUGUGGAUAAUAUUAUUAUAUUACCUCUUUCUGUAUCAAUACCUCUGGAAAAUUCUGUGUCUAUGGAACAAUGGUUUAUUAACAAUGAAAUAAAUAAAAAAAAUAGCAGUUAAACAAA
Messenger RNA from Dicentrarchus labrax (European seabass), 1076 nucleotides. RefSeq names its product zymogen granule membrane protein 16-like. The coding region runs from base 16 to 732 and encodes 238 amino acids. Lineage: Eukaryota; Metazoa; Chordata; Actinopteri; Moronidae. The transcript has 7 exons. The record is from RefSeq and is a predicted model, not a curated record.